Microdochium trichocladiopsis is the source of this 4701-nucleotide messenger RNA. RefSeq lists its product as uncharacterized. Lineage: Eukaryota; Fungi; Ascomycota; Sordariomycetes; Xylariales; Microdochiaceae. Gene Ontology annotation, cellular component: membrane. Gene Ontology annotation, biological process: transmembrane transport. The record is from RefSeq and is a predicted model, not a curated record. The transcript is spliced from 4 exons. Gene Ontology annotation, molecular function: ATP binding; ABC-type transporter activity; ATP hydrolysis activity. The coding region runs from base 1 to 4701 and encodes 1566 amino acids.
AUGGACGUCCCGUCGUCCUUCAGCGAGCCUGCAGGUUCCGGCUCUGCUUCUGCGGCCGAGCACGGCCUCGUGUUUGCCAACUUCUGGGUCGCCGUCGGCUUGUCCUCCGUCUUCACGCCCUGCGCGUUGGUCCACGCCGCGCAAUUGCUGCGGCGGGCGACAGUCCGCCGGACGUCGAAGUGGCUCCUCGCGGGCAAGAUCACAUCUGGCGUGGCAUUCGUGGCCCUGAAUGCCACCCUCGUGGCGCUGGGGCGAGACAAUGACACCUUCGUCCCGUUUGUUUUAGCGCUGGUCGCCUCUGUUGCCGCAUUGGCUUUGUCCAUCGUCGCGCAAUUCAAGCUCCGCCGGCCAUCCAAUCUCCUCGGCGCGUACUUGUUCCUGUCCCUUCUUUCGUCGGUUGCCAGGGCACAGCAGCUUUGGCUGGACAGCCGAGACUCGUCGGAUCGCACGGUAGCCAUCCUCCUCACGACAACGAGCAUUGUACACUUGCUCUUCCUCGCCAUCAACACCAAGGAGAGCAAGCAAUCAGCAGACUACGACUAUCAGAGCCACAGCCCCGAGGAGACGAGCAGUAUUUUCAGCCUGAGCCUAUACUCGUGGCUCAAUCAGCUGCUGUGGAAGGGCUACAAGCAGGUAUUGGCACUCGAGGACCUGUACCCCCUUGACCAGGACAUCUCGGCCGCGCGCGUGCCAUCGACUGUCUCGCCAUCGCAAGACGCUGCCACCGGCCACAGCCGAGCAUGGACAAUCCUGAAGUGGGCGACGCGUCCUGUGCUCAAGUCUCUGCUGAUCCCCAUCCUCCCGCGGCUGUGCCUGCUGGGCUUUACUUUCUGCCAGCCAUUCUUCAUCCACACGCUGCUGACGUUCCUCUCAUCCGAUGGGGGCGACACGGGCGCGGACCCACGCGUCACUGCGAACGGCCUUGUCGGUGCCGCCGUGCUAAUUUACACGGGGAUAGCCGUCUCCACGGCACUCUACUGGUAUCACCAGGAGCGUGCGCAGUCGCGGCUGCGCGCUUUUCUCGUCUCGAGCAUCUACGAGCGGACGAGCAUCUUGUCCUCCUCUGCGUCCUCCUCGCCAGCGACAUCAGCAGCUAAGCCCAACGGCAAACCCACUCCAUCCAACUCGUCCUCCUCCCCGUCAUCGGCAGCACCAUCGGCAGCAGUGACGCUCAUGUCGACCGAGGUGGACGCCAUCUACCUCGGCACUCGCAACAUCCACGAGCUCUGGGCCAACGUCAUCGAGACGGCCCUCGCGACGUACCUGCUCUCGCGGGAGCUCACCUCUCCCGACGGCGAGAGCGGCCGGACCAACACCCCCGCCGUCGUGGCGGCGCCCCUGGCCAUCGUGGCCGCGGGCUUCCUCGCGAGCUUCGCCAUGUCCAAGUACGCGGUCGGGUACCAGCGCGACUGGAUGCGCUACAUCCAGGCCCGCGUCAGCGCGACCGGCCACGUGCUCUCGCACAUCAAGGACCUGCGGACGUCUGGGAUGAUCGCGCCCGCGCGGGACAUGGUGCAAGACGGCAGGGUCGAGGAGAUUGCCCGCGGGAGCAGGAUGCGCGGCGUCAUCAACCUGUCGGCGAGCAUGUCCCAGAUCCCCAUGGCGCUGGCGCCCGUGGCGACGUUUGCGGUCGCAGGGGUUGCGGGCGUGCUGGGGAGUGGUAGCGGGAGCGGGAGCGGUACGGCCACGGCGUUCACGGCGCUGUCGUACUUGAGCUUGCUGACCAGUCCGCUCAUGGUCGUGCUGCAGACCUUGCCGAUUCUUGCCGGGUGCUGGGCCUGCCUGGACAGGGUGUGGGAGUUUGUGCAUUGUUCUGGGGUGAGAAAGGAUGCCCGUGUGCUGGUGGCUGGCGGUUCAUCGGAUGUGGUUGCUGGUGCCGACGGGGAGAAGCGAGGAGCCCUGGACACGACACUGGGGGCCGAUGAUGAUGCGGUCGUCAUCAAGGACGGCUGUUUCGGCUGGAAGCAGGGCGAACCGACCCUCAGGGACAUCAACCUCUGCCUCCCGCGUGGGUCGAUCACGAUGGUCACGGGCCCUGUGGCGUCGGGGAAAUCAACUCUGUGCCGUGCCCUGCUGGGCGAGGUGCCCUUCUCGACAGGCCGGGUCGUCAUCGCAUACGGGAGCUCCAGCGGCAACGUGCCGAGGACAAGCUACUGCGACCAGACUCCAUUUCUGAUGAACGGCUCUAUCCGGGAGAACAUUGCCGGCUUCGACUCGUCAUUCAGCCAGGAGAGAUACCAGCAGGUUAUCCACGCAACGUGCCUGGAGCAGGACUUUGAUAGCCUCCCGCUUGGGGAUGCCACGCAUGUCGGCAGCAAGGGUGUCUCGCUCAGCGGCGGGCAGAGACAGCGCAUCAGUCUGGCCCGGGCCCUGUAUCACAGUCUCAGCGGCAGAGACGGCGAGGGUGGCCUAGUGAUUCUAGACGAUGUCUUUACCGGUCUCGACGGCAAUACCCAGAACUUGAUUUGCGACAGGGUGUUUGGGCGACAGAGCGGCUUGCUGAGGAGAAGGCCUGGACUCACCGUCGUGCUGUGCAGCACGCAGGCUGUCAAGUUCAGGCACUUUGCGAAUCGGCUUGUGUAUCUUGACAGUGAUGGGACGAUUGCGAGGCAGGAGGCGCCUGAAGAGGCGAUGGAGAUGAGUGGGCGGGACAAAGCCAGUCUUGCGAUCUCGCCCGCCGCUCCAGCAAGCACUUCCCCGUCGAUUCUUGGGCAGAGGACCUCGGAGAGCUCUCCCCCCAACAAGAACGUGCUCAGUCUUCCCUCGAAAUCAACUCCACCAGCAACUCUAUCAGCGUCGGAAUCACCCUCUUCUCGCCCACUAACAGACCGCGCCGUCUACAAGCACUACUUCUCCAGCAUCGGCAUCCUACCAAUCGCCGUGUACGUCAUCCUCGUCGCCAGCGUCGGCUUCACCACAAACUUCCCAACCGUCUGGCUGCAGUUCCUCGUCACGGACCUGUCGUCUUCCACACCCGCACACAGCUUCGCGUACUACAUGGGCAUAUACGGGCUGCUCGCUGCUCUGUCCGUGCUGAGCGUCUUCCUCGCUGGUGGCAUCGUUAUGCUCGUCUUCGUCCGCCUGUCGGGCACAAACCUGCACCAGCAGACCCUCGACACGGCCCUGGGCGCCAGCCUGCGCUUCCUCACGACGACCGACACGGGCACCAUCCUGAACCUCUUCUCGCAGGACAUGACGAUCAUCGACACCCAGCUGCCGCGCAUGGUCAACAACUUCUCCUUCAGCCUCGCCACAGUGCUCGGCCAGGCCGCCGUCAUCGCCGCGUCCAGCGGGUACCUGGCCGUCAGCUACCCGUUCUUCGCGGCCCUGCUAUGGGUGCUGCAGCGGUUCUACCUGCCGACGUCGAAGCAGCUGCGCAUCCUGGAUCUCGAGGCCAAGUCGCCGUUGUACACGCACUUCCUCGACACCAUUGCCGGCCUCUCCACGAUCCGCGCAUACGGGGCUUUCCCCGCGCAGAUCGCCCGCAACCGAGCCCUGCUCGACACGUCGCAGCGGCCAAACUACCUGCUCGCCAUGGCGCAGCAGUGGCUGCUGCUCACGAUGAACAUGAUUGUCGCGGUGCUGGGCGUCAUCCUCGCUGUGCUCGCGACAAAUCUGCCGCGUGACGGUGGCGGUGGUGCCGGGGGCGGUGGUGGAGGAGGAGAGGCCACGACUUCCUCCGGGUCAGUCGGUGCCGGCCUAGUCAUGCUCAUGCGCUUCGGAGCUGCGUUGAGCAUGGUGAUCAAUGCGUACACUGGCCUCGAGAUCAGUCUUGGCGGAAUCGGUAGGCUGAAGAAGUUUGCGGAGGACACGGAGCGGGAGGAUAGGUCGCCGCCCGGGACGAUGGACCAGCAUGCUGCAGAGAGCAGCCUUUUACCUGCCACAGAGCUAGGGCUGGACAACACCUGGCCGAGGCAAGGCAGGAUCGAGCUGCGGAACGUGUCUGCAAGCUACUCGGGUGAUCCCGAGGCCUUGGUGCUCAAAGAUGUUUCGUUGAGUAUCAAGGCGAGGGAGAAGGUCGCGCUGGUCGGCCGGACUGGGAGCGGCAAAUCCUCCCUCGUAGCCCUCUUGUUACGGCUUUUCGACCCCAUCGCCACCGCCGACCACGCCCACAGCUACAGCGGCAUCACAAUCGACGAGGUCCCGCUCAACACCAUCGACCGCACUGCCCUGCGAGCCCGACACAUCAUCGCCGUCUCCCAGGACGUCGUCUUCCUGCCGGCCUCGUCGGCCGCGGAACCGACCUCGAUCCGGGACAACCUGGACCCGUGGGAUGCUGCGACGCUGGACGAGGCCAUCGCCGCGCUGCAGACUGUCGGCCUGUACGAGACCUUGCUGGCCAAGUUCCCCCAGGGGAUCGAUGGGGCUGCGGUCGUCGCGACCACCGGCGAGGUAGGCAAGCAGCUCACGGACGAGCUGAGUGUGGGACAGCGGCAGUUGUUCUCGCUCGCCCGGGCGGUGCUGAGGCGGAGAGUGCGCAAGAAGGCGAUGGACGCGAGGGGCCUGGAGGAGGGCGGAGUGCUUCUAUUGGACGAGUUUACUGCGAGCGUGGACGCGCAGACCGAGGAGCAGAUGCUGGACAUCCUGCGGCGCGAGUUUGCGGCGUACACGGUGGUCAUGGUCACUCAUAGCGUCGAGAGUGCGCGGAGGUGGUGCGAUCGGGUUGUGGUUAUGGAUCAGGGCAGUGUGGUGAGUGAGUGA